This is a messenger RNA of Diachasmimorpha longicaudata, 5092 nucleotides long. It is a transcript of the gene TBC1D16, whose product is annotated as TBC1 domain family member 16. Gene Ontology annotation, cellular component: early endosome. The coding region runs from base 1216 to 3336 and encodes 706 amino acids. Gene Ontology annotation, biological process: activation of GTPase activity. NCBI's taxonomy places the organism in Eukaryota, Metazoa, Arthropoda, Insecta, Hymenoptera, Braconidae. The transcript is spliced from 3 exons. Gene Ontology annotation, molecular function: GTPase activator activity. The record is from RefSeq and is a predicted model, not a curated record.
ACUUCACCAUGGAGACGCCUCUCCACAUGUCAUCGCACAUAUUCAUGAAUAAAAAAUAUAGCUAAUGAUUACGCAUUUGCAUACAGCGGCACAAUAUUCGUAUUAUCUUCAAACAACUACUUUGAUAAGCUGAAAACCUGUCGGAAGUAAAAAAUGUAAGUGGUUUGGAUAGUAGGACUGUCGGCUACCCAAUGGAAAUAUUGAUCCUGAGAGGGAAAAGGGCACAACCGAGUUGUACGCUGUGCAGUGCGCAUCGUGCACUGAGUUUUCGUUGAUGAAUUUGUUGUGAUCGUGCGAUACAUCACAGUGCGGUGAAAUUAUUUAUUCACACUGAAGUCAUUAAUAGACAAAUCAUUUUCUCCCAUUCACGUUUUUAUUUUAUUCCUCUGAAAAAAUAUGGAUAAUUGAGAGACUCGUUCGUGGUGAUGAUGGGAUGAACAGUGACGUCAACGAUAAUUGUUAAUAAAAGCCCAACAAACAGUGAAAAAUAAACAUUUACAAAGUUUGAAAGACGAUUUUACUACUGAAGUGAGGGGCUACUGGCUGUGAGUUCAGUUUCCACACAUGUAAUGAGGCCAGUUACUCAGCGAUAACGAAACAUAUGUUAAUACUGCUGAUAGAUAAUAUGAGAAUAAUUCAGCAACGUGAGAAUGUGGGGCUCUCAUUGUCAAAUAGUCGAGUGAAGUGGGGAGUAAUCAUCCAAGGGUGACAUUUGGAGAAUUUCAUUGAUGAUUAAUUUGAGGCGGAACGUGUACCCCAAUGCUUUCGCAUAUUUUUUUUUAAUAUCCAGGAUGAAAGAACUCAUCAUUGAGCAAUGAACAAUAUAUUAUCAAAAAUUUGCACAGAGAGACCUGAGAAUGACAUCUGAAAAAUUUAAUGGAUAAUUAAUUUGUUGAGUAAUGUUUGAACCUGAAUCUUUCGCACAAAACAUUUUCUAAUAUUCAGAAGGAAACGACUCAUUAUUGAACCACGAACAAGACAAAUUAAGAGUACCACGAAGACAUUUAACGAAAUAAAAUAAUAAUUCAUCCAUUAACGGACAAUUAAUUAACAAUACUGUGACCGUGAAAUUGAUUCCCUAAAUUUUUAGAUAUCCAAGAUGAAAUAAAUUUACAUCAACAAUUAAUAAAUAAGAAAAAUGUUCGAAAUUGCACCCACUUGUGAAAGCACCUGAAUGAUAGAUCACUGAUCAGUUGAUUAAUUAUCCUCACCAAAAUGCCGUUGCCGAAUCUCCUGCGAAAGGCGAGCAACUACAUCCUGGGUGAGAGCACCCAAGACCGAAAGAUCCUCUACCAAGACGGUGAAGCCCUCUUCUGCAAGAACAACGUCUGUGUGCACCCACCGAUGAGGCAGCAUUGCGACGUGGUACAUCAUCCAGGAUACCUCACCAUCACCUGCCGAAUCGGAGAGUGCACCGAGAUGCCGAGCCUCCACCUCUCUUGGAUUCCCAACAGCACCUUGAGGAAACACCCCACGACAUUGGAAAAUCUCACCCCCAAACGCAGUCUGUCAUCGGAAGGAACUGCUCUGCACGGAAAGAUCGCCGAGGAAGAGGGGAAUUCUGAGAAGCUGGACGUUUGCCUAGAGGUGAAAGAGCCUGUUGACUGCAAGGACUGCGAGAGGAUAUGCUCCGGGGGGUGUGUAGAAAGCCUCCAAGGCCCCAAGUUAGGUAGUUCUGAGCAGAAAGUGACGAGUGAAAGCUUGAGGGACGAAAUUAAAAAUCACGAGGAUGAGGGGAUUAUCCUGAGUCGAUUGAGAUCUGAGUCUAUUGACUCGGCAUCACUGGACAGUGGCACUUACGCUCAUUUGGCCUCAAUGAAGAGCAGAAGUGUGUCGCUGACCUCCUGCAAUUUAUCCCUGAACAGUUCCAACGACCAUGACUUCCCCACGUGGAUGAGAUCCCCAGAAUUACUCGCUCUUCAGCAUAAUCUGACCUUUCCGGAGAGUGCAACGGCUUCGCCGGUCACUGUCAGAAGGGCUCACGCUUGUCGAAGAUUCUCGGUAGAUCUCGCCCAGAUGAGGUCAUUGAGGCUGUUCUUCGCGGAUCCGGGGUGCACCUGUGGACAACUGGUCGUCGCGAGCAGGGAGAGCCAGUACAAGAUUCUGCAUUUUCAUCAUGGGGGGCUCGAUAGACUCGCGAGCACUCUCCAUCAGUGGCAUCAGCUGCUCUACCCGAGGCCGGAGGAGGCUCCUGAUACUGAGGGUAGUCUUCCCUAUAGACAUUUCAUGGUAUGCAGACCAGAAGUGGCUCGAGAUGAACUGCACCCAGAGGAGGGUCAAGUGCCCAUGAUCACCUCAUUAGCGUGGAAAGAUUUGCUAAAUGAGAGGGGCCAGGUGGAGGACGAUCUGGCCCUCCGGAAGGGCAUCUUUUUCGGUGGCUUAGAGCCCGCGUUGCGCAAAAUAGUCUGGCCUUUCUUGCUCCACUGCUAUUCCUAUCAGAGCACUUACGACGAUCGGGAACAAAUCGACGCGAUUAGGAGACAGGAGUAUGAGGAGAUCGAGCGACGCAGGGGCUCUAUGAAUCCUGAGGAGGCGGAGCAUUUCUGGAGAAAUGUCGUUUGCAUCGUGGAGAAGGAUGUCGUCAGGACCGACCGGGCUAACCCGUACUACGCCGGCGAGGAUAAUCCUAAUAUUCGUGUGAUGAAGAACAUUCUGCUGAAUUACGCUGUCUAUAACGCUCACUUAGGCUACACCCAAGGAAUGUCAGACCUCUUGGCCCCCCUCCUGGCAGAAUUGAACUCAGAAACCGAUGCCUUCUGGUGCUUCGCUGGUCUGAUGCAGCGCUCGGUGGCGGUCUGCACCCCGACCGACACAGAUAUGGACAAGAAUUUGUGUUACCUCAGAGAAUUGAUAAAACUCAUGGUCCCAGAUUUCUACGCUCACCUCGAGAGGCACACCGAUGCCCUAGAACUUUUAUUCUGCCACCGAUGGAUCCUACUGUGCCUCAAGAGAGAAUUUCCAACGGAGACAGCUCUCGUCAUGUGGGAGGCCUGCUGGGUCAACUACCUGACCGACUACUUUCACUUGUUCCUCUGCUUGGCUAUCAUGUGCAUCUACGCAGACGAUGUUAUCGCCCAGGACCUCAGGACUGAUGAGAUGCUUCUGCACUUCAGUUCACUCGCUAUGUACAUGGAUGGUAACGUCAUCCUGAGGAAAGCGAGGGGUUUAUUGUACCAGUUUAGACAGCUCGAUCGCUUGCCCUGCACUGUUGCUGGAUUAUGCCGUCAGUGUGGGCCUGGCAUGUGGGACAGCAGUCACAAUCCUGUUAUUGAAUGUCUCGAUCAUGAGGCUGUCGGCUGUCCUUUUUUGGAGAAGUAUCAGGGCCUCAAGUAUUAAGGUAGAAAUUUAAAAAAAAAAGUAUUAAAGUUAUUCAAGUGCCGUUUACAGUCGAUCCAUGGAUGCCAUCAUUUGGUGUCACGAUUUUAAUUCACGAAAAAAUCGCGGAUAUAAAAGUAUGGGAUAAUAUCACAAAAAAAAGAUUCACGAGGGACUAUAAUUGACCAAACUAUCCAAAUGAAAUAUCAAAAAAUAUUUCGUGACAUUUUUUUACUGAUAUUGCGACUGAUUUUUUUUCGUGAUUUUUUAUCUGCGAAAUUUUGUGGAACGUGAUGUAAAGUUGUGACACCUAUCAUUCGCUGGAAGACCCUAGUAAUUUAUUCUAACAAUUCUGUUGGUUUUGGGACAAACAAAAUUAUAAAGUACAUAAAAUUUCUCCUCAUUCUAAUCAAUUGCCAGCAGAAUUCUUUGGAUAAAAUGCUAGUUUUGCCUGUUAUCUCGUCACACGUGUAUUGAUCCCUGUGAAUCUGAGUUUUAAUUGUUCUAAAAAAAUCUAGAUUAUUUGUUUCACCUCCAUUCCAUUACCUCGUGCAAAGGAAAUUUUGUUAUUGAUAUGUAGCGAGUAAUGGAAGAAUCUUCUUUCACUUCAUCAUUCAUUGACGCAAGCACCCCUCGCUUCGGUUAUCCAAUCAUUUUUUAAUUAAACCGUGCCUCCCCCAAGGAGAAUUAUUCAACCGCAAGGUAAGACUGACCGGAAAACCAAAGACCAAAAAGUUAAUAUUAUAAAAGUGCCCGUAAUUGAAGCACAAAUUUUAAAAUGCUCAGUGAAUUCGCCAUAUUGAACAACAAUCUCAAUAAUGUGGAGGCUCAAGACUAUCGUCGAUGGUCAAAAUAUCAAUGGAGAUGGACGGUGAAUGCAGUAAUCAAAUAUUUGAGUUACUGAAAUUAAUUUUCCGAUAUAAUUACGAAUUCAUUCCUAAUCUAUGGUGAGAAGCAUUGAUACCGCUUUUAUCAUGAAUCACACGCAUGAAAAAAAAUCAUAAAAAUAUCUUGCGUUUUUUUAUGAGAAAGCGCUAGAUUUUUGAGAUUUUUUUUAUUUGUACUCAUCUCCGCACGCUGAUAGAUCACUUCAUGAUGGAUCCACUGUUAUCAAUGUGACGUGUUCAAGUUUCUGGCAAGAGUGCAUGAAAGAUUAUAAAUAAUCCUGUAACCUUCCUGCUACAGGCGAAUUUAUUGAGAACAUCACUCAGAGAAAUGCUUCGUUUCACUCAAAUGAAUGUUUUUUUUUUACUUCUGCAAAACGAUUCCUCGAUCCAAAUACUGAUUCUAUUAUUUAAAAAUGUAAUGAUAAUUAAAAAAUAAAUAGAACUAAUUUUUUAACAUUAUCAUUUACUUGGAGUUAAUGAGUCAUUCAUUUCUUCUAUUUGAAAUUUUGUUAAAGAACGUGAAUAACGAGAUUUUAUUUUCCAACAAAAAUAUUGAUCAAGCUAAAAUUUUAAACAGAAUAUCGCUCGACGAGAGUGUGCAUUUGUCUGCGAGUAGAAUUAAAUCAAAGAGCAAUAACAGUAAUGAGGAGAAUUUAUGCAUGUGCCUGGUCACCGAAAAAAUCAUUGAUGAAUCGUCCAUUAUAUGUCUCUUUCAUCACCAAAUAUCAAAGUCUUUUUCAGUGUGUUUUUAUGUAUCAUCUUGUGUUCUUGUUGUUUAAUCGUGAAACUAAGAAAAAUGUAUAUUGUACGAUUGAUGAAUGAAGUCAAUGGAAAAUAAAGAGAUAAAAUGUAUAUUAUUGAAUUAUUGCAAAUAAAACAAUUGGAAAGUA